This is a messenger RNA of Dipodomys ordii (Ord's kangaroo rat), 421 nucleotides long. It is a transcript of the gene Fxyd3, whose product is annotated as FXYD domain containing ion transport regulator 3. Gene Ontology annotation, biological process: regulation of sodium ion transmembrane transporter activity. Bases 75 to 341 code for a protein of 88 amino acids. Gene Ontology annotation, molecular function: sodium channel regulator activity. The transcript has 8 exons. The record is from RefSeq and is a predicted model, not a curated record. Gene Ontology annotation, cellular component: membrane. Lineage: Eukaryota; Metazoa; Chordata; Mammalia; Rodentia; Heteromyidae.
UGGGGCCUGGGGUGACUCAGUCUCUGGAGAACCAGCGGUGCAGCCCGGUGAGCCCCGCAGAUCCGUGUUCUGCCAUGCGGGAGGCGGCCCUGAGCGUGCUCAUCAUCCUGGCAGGUUUGCCUGCCCUGGAUGCUAAUGAUCCUGAAGAUAAAAACAGCCCCUUCUACUAUGACUGGCACAGUCUUCGAGUCGGUGGGCUUAUUUGUGCGGGGGUCCUGUGCGCCCUGGGCAUCAUCAUCCUCCUGAGUGGAAAAUGCAAAUGCAAAUUCAGACAGAAGCCCAGUCCUGGCACAGGAGACGCCCCGCCCCUCAUCACUCCAGGCUCUGCCCACAGCUGCUGAGGACGGCUCACCGGAAACGGCCUGGAGGGCCUCUGUCCCAGGUCCUGGCCUUGCGCAGAAGUCCCCCACCCAGGCUGGCA